AAAAAAGAAAAAGAAAAAAGGAGAAAUGGGUGUCUAUAAAACAAUAUAUUAGGUGUAAAUGUCAAUUCUUGAAUAUAAAAAUAUCACGUAAGAUGGGCCUUUUGUAUUCUUGUUGCAGAGGUGAACUACAUACAUGUUAUAACAUAAGUGGCAAUUUAAAGGGGCCUUAUUUCCUUGCAUGUCCCAUGUCAUGGGACGUGGUUUUUUAAAAAUCUUUUAUCUUUUUUUAAAUAAUAAAAAAAUGAAAAAAGAGGAAUGCCAGAUGUCGAUUUCCUAGAUCAUAUUCAACUACGUGGCUGUAAGCCACUGCCGACUUCAAUGGCCUAAUACCUGCAUACACUCGGCUAUAUAUACACGCGCUUGGUGAAGAUAAAAGUAUCAGAUAGUAAAUGCUGGGGUGAUUUUCUAUGGUGGAGUUUUCAUGAGGGGGAGGUACUUUUGAAGCGCUUAUACAGAUGCUAUGGUGUAUUUACGUUGAGCACUGUUUCGUGAUUCUAUGCGGUGGAGUUUCCCUGACGGGUAGGUGCUUUUGAAGCGCUUGUACAGUCUCUCCACAUGGAAUCCAACCCGCCAUUUCAAAACGCCUACAAGACCCUCUUCCAGACCUCCCAACCCAACGAAGAAGAGAAGAACAACCACAGCAAAAGGUCUGCAGUUGUAGGAGACGGGUCUGACCUUCCGCUAAUCGAUCUCAGCCGUCUAAGCCUGUCCGAUGGAGAGAAGGAAGCGUGUAAGCGGCAGAUAGUAGACGCUUCAGCCGAGUGGGGCUUCUUCCAAGUGAAAAACCACGGUAUCUCGCGAGAGAUUCUGGAGAAGAUCCGACACGAGCAGAAUAAGCUUUUCCUGCAGCCCUUCGAGAAGAAGGCGACGGAGAAGGUGCUGGAUUUCUCGGCGGACUGUUACCGGUGGGGGACGCCGACGGCGACGAGUCUGAGGCAAUUCUCGUGGUCGGAGGCUUUCCACAUACCUUUGGUGAGGACGACGGAUGCGAUGGACGCAGGAGAAUUCAGCGGCCUCAGAUCUACGAUGGAAGAGUUCGCGGCACCUGUUUCAGAUUUAGCACAUAGAUUAGCUGAAAUAUUAGCAGAGAAUUUGGGCCAUAAAUCAAAUUAUUUUAUGGAAAACUGCUCAUCGAGCACGUGUUUUCUUCGGUUAAAUCGUUAUCCAGCAUGUCCGAUUUCAUCAGAUGUGUAUGGAUUGAUGCCGCACACAGACAGCGACUUCAUCACCAUAUUGUAUCAAGAUCAGGUUGGAGGAUUGCAAUUAUUGAAAGAUGGGAGAUGGAUUACUGUCAAGCCUAAUUCAGAGACGCUAAUUGUCAACAUCGGCGACUUAUUUCAGGCAUGGAGCAACGGUGCAUACAAGAGCGUGGAACACCGAGUGAUGACGAACACACAAGCAGAGCGGUACUCCAUAGCGUAUUUCAUGUGCCCUUCCUACGACACCGUAAUAGAGAGUUGCAUACAACCCUCGAUGUACAGAAAGUUUAGCUUUAGAGAGUACAGGCAACAAGUCCAAGAUGAUGUUAGAACUAUAGGCUCUAAAGUGGGUCUUCCCAGGUUUCUCAUUUGAUGCCAUAGAUAUAAUCAAUAUGAGAAAUUAUCUAAUUGGGCCAUCUGUAGGGAACCUUACCAUGCACAUAGUUGUAUUUGGAUGUGUCGGCAAUCCAUAUCAUCAAUCUGGAACGUCUGUUUCACUCAACUUAGCCUUCAUAGCUUGCCUUGAAAAAAUAACACUGAUCAGAUCAUCCGUAUGAAAGCGAUCGGUUGUAGAAGAUGUUGGGGAUUUGUGCUUGUCAAGCAGCGCAGUAAAUUUCAGAUUUAAGACAUCUGUUUGACAACAGAAGAUAGGUCUACCUAUGGAUGUUUUGGAUCAUGGGAUUGCUUUGAUUUUUUUAUAAAUGCAAGUAAGUACAUGGAAAGGUUCCCAUACAAUUUGCCCAUUAGAUAUUUUCUCUAAUUAAUGAUCUUUCAAAAAGAAGAAGAGAAAAUAACAUAGAUUUGUGUAUAUGUGAAAAGUGGUAUAUUGAAAAUAGUGGAUACAAUGAGAGAGAGAGAGAGAGAGAGAGAGAGAGAGAGAGAGAGAGUACCGUAGUUAAUGAGAAAACAAGAGAAAAUGAGUGUAAAGGGAUUGUCAUUGGGAGCAUUUGUAGUGUUAUACAAGCAUUGUAUUAGCUAUUGUGUAUACUGUGUUGGGAGAAGAGAUCAUUUGCUUUU
Molecule: messenger RNA, 2216 nt
Organism: Magnolia sinica
Lineage: Eukaryota; Viridiplantae; Streptophyta; Magnoliopsida; Magnoliales; Magnoliaceae
Product: gibberellin 2-beta-dioxygenase 8
Exons: 4
Coding region: 556-1572 (338 amino acids)
Molecular function (GO): dioxygenase activity
Source: RefSeq, a predicted model, not a curated record